GCAGUUGUGACUUGCCCAUGAUCUCACACACAGCAGUUGAACUCUGCCUCCAAAUAGCUAGCAUUUCUAUAGCGUUUAAGGGUCACAAAGCGCUUUACAGUAGUUUACCUUAUUCUCACUAUUGCAGGGCUCAGCUGACUUCCAAGCUGUCCCUCACACUAGCAGGAAGACCCCGGGCUGAAUUCGAACUCCGGUCCUCUGGCUCUAGCAAGAUCCAGCUCCCUCCCCUAGAAGAUCUAUUAUUGUCGCGAGCAUCAUCGUUUAUUCUUCUUACACGGGUCCUCGGCAGCCAGGACCCGCCUUCCUCCUCCGCUGCUUCUGGGAUAGAAGGACCGGUUUAAACUCUCCGCCUCCGCGUGGCCAGUGGGUAGCCAUAGGCCAGGUGCAGAACGCAAUGUCACCGGGGGAGACUUGGCUGCGAGCCUUGGAUUAUGGUCCAGCCCACGCUCCCGAGCCUGCGAAAUGACUCGACAGGGCAGGAGCCCGACCAGUCUCGAAGGCCGAGCUGCUCCCUGCUGACUCAGUGUGUCCCUGAAAGAGCUUCCCAGAUCUGACUGUCCUGGGCACGUCCCUUAAAAGGAGUCGGGUUCUCUUUAAGAGCGGCCAGUCCAUUGGGACCUGCUCGAGAGCGUUGCUGCGCUGGGAGCCUGAAAGUCGAGUCCGCUGUUUCCCGGGAGCCACGCAAGGGAAGAGCCGCAGACUUCCCUGGAGGGCCGGAGAGGCAGCCGGGGGCCUGCUCCAGCCGCUGUACCACUGUGCCCAGGGACUGGGCGGGCAGGGAAAGGAGGGGUGUUUGUGGGAUCUCCCACCACCUUCUACCUGCUGACGACAGGGGAGGCAGCAUGCUAAGGGUGUUCAUCCUCCACGCAGAAAAAGUCCAAACCGGUGACAGCGACGUCAGUGACUCCUAUUGCUCGGUGGUGUUCAAAGGGGUGAAGAAGCGAACCAAGGUCAUCAAGAACAGUGUGAAUCCUGUGUGGAACGAGGGAUUUGAAUGGGAUUUGAAAGGCAUCCCCUUGGACCAUAGCUCUGAGGUGCAUGUGGUGGUAAAAGACCACGAGACAGUGGGAAGAAACAGGUUCCUGGGAGAAGCUCGAAUCCCCCUCCGGGAUGUCCUCGCCACUCCGAGUUUGGCUGCCAGCUUCAAUGUCCACCUUCUCGACACCAAGAAACAGCCGACAGGGGCGACUCUGGUGCUGCAGGCGUCUUACAUCCCUCCUCCUGGAUCUGUGCCCCUGUUUCCUCCUCCUCCACCACGGGACACCUCUCCUACCCUGACUGAGAUGGACUCCGGGGCUGGUGUGGGACAGAGCCAUGAGGAGACGUGGUCCCUGCUGAGUGAGAGCACGGUCGACACCAGAUACUCAGGGAGGAAGUGGCCAGCCCCCGUGGGGGUAGAGGAGGACACGGAAGACCAGGGUCUCACUGGAGAUGAGGCAGAGCCAUCUCAGGACAAGAGUGCUUCCCCCAAGCCGGGGGGCCCCGCAGCUCAGAAGAAGCUUCCCCUGCACCCAGCACCGCACCAUCCAGGGGUCAAGAGGAGGAGAGGCUCCUCCAAAAAGCUGCUGUCAGACAAGCCUCAGGACUUCCAGGUCAGGGUCCAGGUGAUAGAGGGACGCCAGUUACCCGGGUUGAACAUCCGGCCGGUUGUCAAGGUCAUGGCUUGUGGUCAGACCAAGAGGACGAGAAUCCGCAAAGGCAAUGGUCCAGUCUUUGAUGAGACCCUUUUCUUCAAUGUCUUUGACUCUCCAGUGGAGCUGUUUGAUGAAGUCAUCUGUAUCACAGUAGUUGAUUCCCGAUCACUCAGGACAGAUGCUCUUCUUGGGGAGUUUCGGAUGGACAUUGGAUCAGUUUACGCAGAACCCAGACACGCCUAUCUCAGGAAGUGGCUACUGCUUUCAGACCCUGAUGACUUCACAGCUGGGGCCAAAGGUUACUUAAAAGUCAGCGUUUUUGUACUGGGUCCAGGAGAUGAAGCCCCUAUGGAAAAGAAAGAGUCCAUGGAAGACAAGGAAGACAUCGAGGGAAAUCUGCUCCGUCCCACUGGCUUGGCCCUGCGUGGGGCUCAUUUUUGUCUGAAGGUCUUCCGGGCUGAAGAUCUGCCCCAGAUGGAUGAUGCUGUGAUGGACAACGUGAAGCAGAUAUUUGGGUUUGAAAGCAACAAGAAGAAUCUGGUCGACCCCUUUGUGGAAGUCAGCUUUGCAGGAAAGAUGCUCUGCAGUAAGAUUUUGGAGAAGACAGCCUAUCCUCAGUGGAACCAGACUAUCACACUGCCAGCCAUGUUUCCCUCAAUGUGUGACAAGAUGAAGAUUCGGAUCAUGGAUUGGGAUCGCCUCACUCAUAACGACAUCGUGGGCACCACUUACCUGUGUAUGUCGAAAAUAUCUGCAAGUGGAGGAGAAAUAGAAGAGGAGCCGCCCGGUGUGGCCAACCCUUACCGUGCCUCUGACCUUGACGAUGGCCUGGGUUUCCUCCCUACCUUUGGACCCUGCUACGUGAACCUUUAUGGCAGUCCCAGAGAAUACACCGGCUUUCCUGACCCCUACGAGGAACUCAACCUAGGCAAGGGAGAAGGCGUGUCCUACCGUGGCCGGGUGCUGGUGUCCCUGGAGACAAAGCUGGUGGAGCAGACAGAGCAGCGGGUGGACGACAUUCACGCAGAUGACAUCUUACGGGUGGAGAAGUACCUCAGGAGGCGGAAGUACUCCCUGUUUGCCACCUUCUACUCGGCCACCAUGCUUCAGGAUGUCGAUGACGCCAUACAGUUUGAGGUCAGCAUUGGUAAUUAUGGGAACAAGUUUGACACGACCUGCCUCCCGCUGGCCUCCACCACCCAGUACAGCCGGGCUGUCUUUGAUGGAUGUCACUACUACUACUUGCCUUGGGGCAACGUGAAGCCCGUGGUUGUGCUGUCUUCCUACUGGGAGGAUAUCAGCCACCGGACAGACACACAGAACCAGCUGCUGAGCAUCGCGGACCAACUGGAAGCCGGCUUGAAUAAGGUCCACGUAGCCCUCAAGGCUCAGUUCUCGGCAGAAAACCUUGAUGGCCUGGUGGCCGAGGUGAUUGACAACCUCAUCUCUGACUGCAGCCAGCCUCUGGUGGACGUCAGGGAGAAGCCUGCAGCUACGCACCUGGACCACUACCUGUACCGACUUCGGACCAGCAACCUGACCCAGAUCAUGCACGCCGCCCUCGAGCUAAAGCACGCCAGCGCCUGUGACGAUCUGACUGUGGCCCUGGAGCAGGCGGAAGACUGGCUUCUGCGGCUCCGGGCCCUGGCCGAUGAGCCUCAGAACAGCCUGCCCGACAUAGUGAUCUGGAUGCUUCAGGGGGACAAGCGCGUGGCUUACCACCGUGUGCCAGCCCACGAGAUCCUCUUCUCCCGGAACGGGGCCAAGUGCUGUGGCAAGAACUGUGGGAAACUGCAGACGAUUUUUCUGAAAUACCCGAUGGAGGGAGUGACGGGGUCCAAGAUGCCAGCUCAGAUCCGGGUCCAGCUCUGGUUUGGUCUCUCGGUGGACGGGAAGGAGCUUAACAAGUUUGCUGAGGGGAAGCUCUCUGUCUUUGCUGAAACUUAUGAGAAUCAGACGAAGCUGGCCUUGAUGGGAACCUGGGGGACCGUGGGCCUCACCUACCCCAAGUUCUCUGAUGUCACCAGCAAGAUCAAACUGCCCAAGGACAGCUUCCGCCCAUCUGCUGGCUGGGACUGGGCUGGGGACUGGUUUGUGAGUCCCGAGAAAACGCUGCUUUACGAUGUGGACGCUGGCCAUCUGAGCUUUGUGGAGGAGGUGUUUGAGAAUCAGACUCGACUGCCUGGAGGCCAGUGGAUUUACAUGAGUGACAAUUACACAGAUGUGAAUGGGGAGAAGGUGCUUCCCAAGGAUGACAUCGUCUGCCCUGUGGGGUGGAAGUGGGAAGAUGAAGAAUGGUCCACAGAUCUCAACCGAGCUGUUGAUGAACUAGGCUGGGAAUAUGGCAUCAUCAUCCCACCUGACUGUAAGCCAAAGAACUGGGUUCCAACUGAGAAGAUGUAUCACACCAGCCGCCGCCGUCGCUGGGUACGUCUUCGAAGGAGAGACAUCAACCAGAUGGAGGCGCUGAUAAAGCACAGAAAGGCAGAGUCGGAAGGUGAGGGAUGGGAAUACGCCUCUCUCUUUGGCUGGAAGUUUCACCUGGAAUAUCGAAAGACAGAUGCCUUCCGUCGCCGCCGAUGGCGCCGUCGCAUGGAGCCCCUGGAGCAGACUGGGGCUGCUGCUGUCUUUGCCCUGGAAGGAGCCCUGGGCGGUGUAUUGGAUGACAAGAGCGAAGAUGCCAAGUCAGUCUCCACCUUGAGUUUUGGCGUCAACAGGCCCACAAUUUCCUGCAUCUUUGACCAUGGGAACCGCUAUCACCUCCGCUGUUAUAUGUACCAGGCACGAGACCUGCCCGCCAUGGACAAGGACAGCUUUUCUGACCCGUAUGCCAUCGUCUCCUUCCUCCACCAAAGCCAGAAGACGGUGGUGGCGAAGAAUACAUUGAAUCCCACCUGGGACCAGACGCUCAUCUUCUAUGAGAUUGAGAUCUUCGGGGACCCCGAGACUAUCUCAGAGAACCCCCCCAGCAUUGUGGUGGAGUUGUACGAUCAUGACACCUACGGCGCCGAUGAGUACCUAGGACGCUGCAUCUGCCGACCCAGUCUGCACCGGGCGCCGCGGCUGACGUGGUUCCCAGUUGUGAGGGGAAGCCGGCCUGCCGGGGAGCUGCUUGCAGCCUUUGAGCUCAUCAUGAGGGAGAAGCCAGCGACCCAUCACAUCCCUGGUUUUGAGCCGGAAGAGAUCUCUGGUGUUGCAGACGAGCUGUGUGCACCUGCCUUCUUCCUCGAGGGUCUCAUCCAAACGAUUGGAGACACAGACCUCCCAUACCCUCCUCCUCAGAGAGAGGCGAACAUCUAUGUGGUCCCCCAAGGCAUCAAGCCCGUUCUUCAGAGAACGGCCAUUGAGAUCCUUGCCUGGGGCCUCCGGAAUCUGAAGAGCUACCAGCUGUCCAGCAUCACAUCCCCAAGCUUGGUAGUGGAGUGCGGGGACCAGGUCAUUCAGUCCUGCGUCAUCAAGAAUAUCAGGAAGAACCCCAACUUUGAUGUCAACACCCUCUUCAUGGAUGUGCAUCUGCCUCGGGAGGGGAUCUACUGCCCACCCAUCAUCAUCAAGGUCAUUGACAACCGCCAGUUUGGACGGCGGCCCGUGGUGGGCCAGUGCACAAUCCAUUCACUGGAGCAGUUUCUGUGUGAGCCAUACUCGUCCGAGAACCCCCCUCCUGAAAUGAGCUCCGAUGAUAUUAGCCUCGUGACCUCCCGGGAUGAAGUGCUGAUUGACAUCGAUGACAAAGAGCCUCUCAUCCCUUUCCAGCUUGCAGAUGGUAUGCUUGGCUCAGCCCCCAUUGACUUGUCGUCUUCUUCGUCUGGUGUCCAAAAGACCCUUCUGGAGGAGGAGUUCAUCGAUUGGUGGAGUAAAUUCUAUGCCUCGACAGGAGAGAAUGAAAAAUGUAGAUCUUACCUGGAGAAGGGGUUUGACACUCUGGAGGUGUAUGAAACUGAGUUGGAGAAUGUGGAGGACUUUGAGGGUCUGUCUGACUUUUGUAACACCUUCAAACUAUACCGGGGGAGGACUCAGGAGGAGAUGGAAGACCCAUCUGUAAUUGGGGAGUUCAAGGGACUGUUCAAAAUAUAUCCCCUUCCAGAGGACCCGGCUGUCCCCUUACCCCCAAGGCAGUUUUACCAGCUGCCUGCCCAGGGGCCCCAGGAGUGCCUCGUUCGUGUUUAUAUCAUUCGAGCUUUUGGCCUGCAACCCAAGGACCCCAAUGGAAAGUGUGACCCUUACAUCAAGAUUUCUGCUGGGAAAAAAUCAAUGAAUGACCAGGAAAACUACAUCCCCUGCACUCUGGAGCCUGUGUUUGGAAGGGUAUAUGAACUGACCUGCACCCUUCCACUGGAGAAGGACCUCAAGGUCAUGCUAUAUGAUUAUGACAUCCUCUCUAAGGAUGAGAAGAUUGGGGAGACGGUCAUUGACCUGGAGAACCGAUUCCUGUCCAAGUUUGGUGCACGAUGCGGUCUCCCCCAGACAUACUGCGUUUCGGGACCGAAUCAAUGGAGAGACCAGCUCCGCCCAACUCAGCUCCUGCAUCUAUACUGCCAGCAGAACAAGGCCAAAGCCCCCGUGUACCAUGAGAACCGGGUGGUGUUCCAGGACACAGAGGUCACCCUUGAAGACAUCAAGAAUGGCAAGGUGGCGAAUCCCCACCUGGGUCCGGUGGAGGAGCAGCUGGCACUGGCUGUCCUGAGGCAGCAGGGCCUUGUCCCCGAGCACGUGGAGAGCCGCUCCCUCUACAACCCUCUGCAGCCAGACAUUGAGCAGGGAAAGCUGCAAAUGUGGAUUGACCUAUUUCCAAAGGCCCUCGGAGCACCUGGACCUCCAUUUAAAAUUACACCCCGCAAAGCCAAGAGGUUUCUCCUGCGAUGUAUUAUUUGGAACACCAAAGAUGUUAUCUUGGAUGACAUCAGCAUCACCGGGGAAAAGAUGAGUGACAUCUAUGUGAAAGGUUGGAUGCUUGGCUUUGAGGAGCACAAGCAAAAGACGGAUGUUCACUAUCGCUCGCUGGGCGGAGAGGGAAAUUUUAACUGGCGGUUCAUCUUCCCCUUCGACUACAUACCUGCCGAACAAAUGUGCGCAGUCUCCAAAAAGGAGCACUUUUGGAGUCUGGACAAGAUGGAAUGCAGGAUGCCUGCCAAUGUCAUAUUCCAGAUCUGGGAUAAUGACAAGUUUUCCUUCGAUGAUUAUUUGGGUUCAAUUCAGCUGGAUCUCCACCGGAUGCCCAAGCCAGCCAAGACCGCUGAGAAGUGCUCCCUGAACCAGCUGGACGACGUCUUCCACCCAGAACACUUUGUGUCCCUUUUUGAGCAGAAGUCAGUCAAGGGCUGGUGGCCAUGCGUGGCUGAGCUGGGAGAGAAGAGGAUACUUGCGGGCAAGUUGGAAAUGACCUUGGAAAUCGUUCCUGAGUCAGAACAUGAAGAGCGGCCUGCUGGACUGGGCCGUGAUGAACCCAACAUGAACCCCAAGCUUGAGGAACCGAAGCGUCCAGACACAUCCUUCCUCUGGUUCACAUCCCCGUACAAGACGGUGAAAUACAUUGUCUGGCGAAGGUUCCGGUGCUUUAUUAUCAUUGUCUUCGUCUUCUUCAUCCUGAUCCUCUUCCUAGGAAUCUUCAUCUACGCUUUCCCGAAUUAUGCUGCCAUGAAGCUGGUGAGACCGUUAAGCUAAUGGCUGGCCCACCUGCCUCUGGAGAUGCCCCCAGGAGGUGCAGAAUCCUGGGUCCCCACGCCUCUCUUAACCACUGUCCAGCCCCUCUGAUGCCAAAACCCGGCCCCAGCUCAUCCAGGGAGUGGGAGCUGCCUCAGGCUUGAUGAACGGGCAGACGUGAAGCAGUGGGAGGGUGGUCCCUCACCUCAGGACACCCAGGCACUGAAGGGUUCCUCUCUCCUGACAUCUCUAGCACUCCCCCUUUGGGUCACUCAGAUUUUUAGAACAAAGUGGAGUUUAAGUGGUCAAAGUGGCUUAUCUAGGGGUGUGUGUGUGUGUGUGUGUGUGUGUGUGUGUGUGUAGGUGCUUCUGUGUGUGUAUGUAUGUGUGUGUCUACCAUGAUGUUUUCUGGAGCAUGAGCCAAACCUGCCAGGAUGGAGAGGGUGAUAGAAUGAGGUCCUCUUUUCUUUUGAAACAGAGUAAGAGAGUGCAGGAGGGAGAGCCUGGGGAUGGGGAGGAAGAUGUGGCCUCCUUGAGAGAUUGUCAAGACCCAGGCUGUGGACUCUGCUUUUCUCUUCUGGCUUUGCCUUCUGGGGCUCCCUGGCCAUCUCUCUUCCCCACCCCCCCUUCACCUUUUUGCUGCUUUUACAAUCCCAGGAUCUCGAAGUUGGAAGGGACCCUGGUGGUCGUGCAGCCCAAACCAAAUGUGAGAAAGAAGCCCCUUCUCCCACAUCCUCCCCAGUGCUUGUCUCUGUCCUCACCUCCUCUCUCGAACUCUCCCUUCAGCUUUUCCUCCCUUGUCAUCAGUUCCUUCCUUCCUGUCUGUGGAGUCAAAUAGAACCCCUGAUUUCUGUCCUCCUCCUCUCGCACCAUCACUUCUCUCCCUCCCUGCCCAUUUCUUGCCUUCUCAGAAUCACAGAUAUCAGGGUCGGAAGGGACCUCAGAGGUCUCAGAAUCCCCCUGUAACAUACAUGACGAGCGGCCGAUCAGCUGGUCAGCAAGCAUUCAUGAAGGGCCUGCUGUGGUUGUGCCAGGCCCUGUGAGAGGUUUGGGAGUAUGAACCAUCAAGUCAAGAAGUAUUUAUCAUUAAGCACCUACUGUGUGCCAGGCACUGUUCUGAGAGCUGAAGAUAUGAAGAAUUAAACCAUCCUUAGGCUCAAGAAGCUUGCCUCCCCUCUCACUCCCUCUCCCCUUUCCUCUUCUUUCAUCCUGUCCUCUCUCUCUCCUCCUCUUUCUCCAUCUUCCUGUUCCUGCUUCCCCUUCCUCAUUCUGCUUCCUCUGCUCCUUCCUUUCACCUCCCCAUGCUGCCUCCCCCCAUACUCUACACUCCUGGGCUUGGGCUGGGGACCUGAUAUCUCUUUCUGGCUCCCCUGGCCACCCACCCUCUUAGGACUACUUGGCCAUAGUUCGUUCUUCUCUGAUAAGAUGUACGGUCUAUGGAUCUGUGCAUGAGUGGGAACUUGGUUGGCACAGUGCUUGGCACGUAGGAACUUAAUAAAGGCUUGUUGAUUCGAUUUCUUGAUAAGAGGGAGAAGGAGGAUUUUGGAGUAAGUGAACAACAGCUAACUUAAAAAGCAAGUGGGGGAGGGGGUCUCACUCCCUUUUAUCCUUUGGAAUACUCUUGACUUGGCCAGAUGGGAGUUCAGGGGGCCUCGUCAAACAGGUGUGAUCCUUGUCAUGCUCACUCGUAGAGGCUCGCUCCAGUUCUUCAAGCUGACCACAAUUCUGUGACCCACAGGGGUGUCCCUGUGUCUGAACCAGAUGCUGGGUUUUAAGUCCCAGGCAGCAGCGCUCCUGGCAGGGUCUCUCUGCCUCUCUGGACAGCACUGAACAAAAGGAGAUGCUUAAUAAAAGGCUUUUGGAUGACA
Phascolarctos cinereus (koala) is the source of this 9142-nucleotide messenger RNA. The record is from RefSeq and is a predicted model, not a curated record. Lineage: Eukaryota; Metazoa; Chordata; Mammalia; Diprotodontia; Phascolarctidae.